Molecule: messenger RNA, 825 nt
Organism: Perkinsus marinus ATCC 50983
Lineage: Eukaryota; Perkinsozoa; Perkinsida; Perkinsidae
Exons: 6
Coding region: 1-825 (274 amino acids)
Molecular function (GO): zinc ion binding; nucleic acid binding
Source: RefSeq, a predicted model, not a curated record
AUGGAUAGCUUGGAAGAAAAGGGUCUUUUAGUUUCUGCUUCGGUUGAGCAGCGACUGCAACAUGCUGAGAUGUUUUUGAGAGGUGCUUACAGUAUCACGGAUGUUACUGUGAAGUAUCGUCAACGACUUUUUCAAGUUAAGCAGAAAACCAAUGAGCUUAUUGGUAUUAGUAUUGCCAACGAUGAGUUGCUGGAUAAGUUUGUUCGUGGGUUGCGACCAAAUUAUCAGAAAGCGGUGACGACUAUUUAUGCUCAUGUUCGUGAUACCAACGAGUUAUGUAGUGUCUUAACUCUUUGGGAAGCCUCUUAUAAUGAGUCUGGUGCUACUGUAAAUGUUGUUAGUACUGGUGAAGACUCGGUUAAUGUUGAAGGUUCUCAAGUGGGCCAAGGACUUCAGAGUCAAGAAAGUGCUCAAGUUAAAGUUAAGGUCCCUACUAAGUGUUGGUAUUGUAAUGGUACUGGUCAUAUGAAGCGAGAUUGUGAUCUCUGGAAGGCUAAACAAUUGAGUCCGGGUUCUGUGAAUGCAGCACCAGCGGUUGCUGUACCAGCAACUACCAAACCUAUUGGUAAUAAAAGUUCUGAUCAAGAUCCUGCUAGUGUUGCUACUCGAGGAUUUGAGAAAGUAUCGGUUAUCUCUGCUAUAGUGAGUGGUUGCUUCUUUGCUUCUCUAGAGGAUGGCGACAAGAAGGAGUUAGUGAAAUCCGUUAAAUUCAAGUCAAUGCUACUUGCUAACAUAUCGAGCAUAGCUAUUGAUGGUGCGACUUCUGAUACCAUUGAUGUCAAUGAUCAUAUUGCAGUAGUUCAACCGGAUGAGGUUGUCCUGUAA